AUGGUCGUUAGCAAUUUGUUGUAAACAAAAGUGAAUCUUUUAAAAACACUUAAGGUUUUUCUUUGCUUGUGUUUAAGAAUGACCUAGUAUUUUAAAACAUAAGUUUAUAAACACGGUAAUAUUAUAUAGCAUGCAUAAACGUUUUUUUUUCUGGAAAGUUAACUUUUGUGUAUAUUUUUUUUCAUCAAACGAAACAAGCAGAAAGAUAUCGCAAUGGAUGAUUCACCUACGGCUUCGCUGGAGAAUUUAAACAAGACGUUACUCAAAUUCUUGGAAUGUUCAGCAUGCCGGAACUUCAUGAAGACCUUCAUCUCGCAGUGCGACAAGGGCCACAACAUCUGUCCCCGAUGCUUGCCUAAGGACGAGCGCUGUCCAAACUGCAAGGAGAUAGUUCAAGCGAGGAACGUCGCCUUGGAAGCGCUGCGGGAAAUGGCAGUUUGUCCUUGCAGGAACGCGGCUGCAGGCUGCGACAGGAGGUUGUCGUACAGGGAAGAGGACGAGCACAGCUCGGUGUGCCCUCACCGGCUGUACGAGUGCCCCACGCGAGACUGCUCCUGGACAGGCAGGCGAACACAACUGCUCGAGCACGCGACGCGCGAACACGACGACCUGCUGUGGAAAUCCGAUUUUGUUUACAUUUCAGUUGUACGUCCAGUAAGUGUACCCGUGAAUACCUCGUCUGUCCAAACAGCAGUCGGACAUUACAAAGAGCAGCCGAGAGAAGAAGGCGUGGACGUAACUGAAGUGAUAGAAAUAGAAGAUGGAGCGGGUGAAGCAGAAAGUGUGGAUGUGAAAGCGGGAGUCGGCGAUGAGGAAGUCGAAGAUUGGAUGGUGGAAGAGAGGCAAUUUCAGAAGCUGGCAGGGACGCGGAACGGAAAAAAGAAAAUAUACGAUUACGUUGGAGUUGUGAAAUCUCACGACGAACUGUUCUGCUGCUUCAUCAGGUGUGAUAAUAGUCAGAAAUGUCUCAGCAUUGCUGUCGUGUGUGUGGGCCCAACGAAGAAGGCCAAGAAGUUCGCCUACAAGGUGAAGUUUUCGAAGAAAUGUUCGCCAGAAAUGACGACAACCUCCUCUCAGUUCACGGGCAAGGAAAAUGCCAAAGUUGACAAGCUAUUCAGCUCACCCCAGUGCGUUCAGUUUAGUUUUAGUUCCAUCCACAAAUAUUUCUUCAACGAUGAAAUACGAAUUCGCAUUGAAGUUAAAGAAUUGUGAUAAACUCUUAUAGCAAUCUAUUCUGAUGAAGUUUCGGCAAAAAUUUCUGAUUACUCUAUCCUGCAUUCAAAAAUGUAUUUCAUUUGUAUAAUAACAAAUUUUUUCUGUCAAUUAAAUUUUGCUUGCAAAAUUAAAGAAAUAGUUUUAGUCCUUUUAUAUAAAAUUUUGGAAGCAUUAGUACAUGAGAUAAUAGUACUGAAAUCUGAACUGUGUUAAUUUUUUAUAUCAGUUAUGUAUAAAUAUGUGAAAAUAUAUUAUUCUCUGAUGAA
Bacillus rossius redtenbacheri is the source of this 1481-nucleotide messenger RNA. Its product is annotated as E3 ubiquitin-protein ligase siah2-like. NCBI's taxonomy places the organism in Eukaryota, Metazoa, Arthropoda, Insecta, Phasmatodea, Bacillidae. Gene Ontology annotation, molecular function: zinc ion binding; ubiquitin protein ligase activity; ubiquitin conjugating enzyme binding. The record is from RefSeq and is a predicted model, not a curated record. Gene Ontology annotation, cellular component: cytoplasm. The transcript has 2 exons. Bases 214 to 1212 code for a protein of 332 amino acids. Gene Ontology annotation, biological process: proteasome-mediated ubiquitin-dependent protein catabolic process; multicellular organism development.